UCACUUUCGAAGGUUUGGAAAACCCCGCAGGAAGAGACUUCCGCUUUCUCGGAAACUGAAAAUUCCCAAUUUUUCAACAAAGACUAAAUUUUUAUGUAAACAUUAAAUUUCCAGUAUAAAUAUGGAACGUUGUUUGAAGAAGAAUCAUGCGAAAUCCAUACUACGGUUGCAGUGCCAAAUUUAUUCUAUCUUUUGCUGGAAUUGAAAAAACAUAUCAUGAGGAGUUUCAGUGCUGUUAUGUUUCUCGUAGCUGUUUUAGUAACUAUUGUUUACUGUGAUGAACCUAAAAUAGGAAGGCCUCAAUUCAGCUUAGAUGCUGCAGGUGGUGGUAACAACAAGAAAAACUUCAAUGUUGGGUAUAAUGCAGGAUUGGGAACAAGAGUUUGGCAAAGUAAAAGAAAGGACAUGAGUUUGGAUGUCGGAGCAACUUACGGACGAGGUAUAGCUAGAGUAGAUGGCCACACCUUCAAAUCCAAGCCUCAAUAUGGACUUGGUGCCACUUUCAAAUUUGGCAAGAAAUGAGAAUUCAAAAUGACAAACAUACAUGAAGUCACGGAAAAGAAUAUUUAAGCAUAAGCGAAUGUAAAUAUUGUUUUUUCAUGUAAAUAAAAACUUUUCUUACUUUUCUAGA
Messenger RNA from Parasteatoda tepidariorum (common house spider), 631 nucleotides. RefSeq lists its product as uncharacterized. Lineage: Eukaryota; Metazoa; Arthropoda; Arachnida; Araneae; Theridiidae. The record is from RefSeq and is a predicted model, not a curated record.